Molecule: messenger RNA, 1630 nt
Organism: Daphnia magna
Lineage: Eukaryota; Metazoa; Arthropoda; Branchiopoda; Diplostraca; Daphniidae
Gene: cib
Product: thymosin beta
Exons: 8
Coding region: 80-934 (284 amino acids)
Biological process (GO): actin filament organization
Cellular component (GO): cytosol
Molecular function (GO): actin monomer binding
Source: RefSeq, a predicted model, not a curated record
AGUAUCGCAACGCCAAUCAACGAAACUAGAACUCAGUUGACUUUUGUCUACCGAAAGGAAAUAUCUACUAUUAUACAAAAUGGCCGAUCAACAAGUUCAAACCCCGAAGUUGGAAGAUUUGCCCAAAGUGGCUGAAAAUCUCAAGAGCCAACUAGAACACUUCAACACUGGAGCGUUGAAGGACGUCGAGACCCAUGAAAAAGUGGUUCUUCCCACCGCUGAAGAUGUGCAACAGGAAAAGCAGCACAACCAGUUCAUUCAAAGUGUCGAAGGUUUCAGUACCGACGCCCUUCGAAAGACGGAAACGGUUGAGAAAAUCGUUCUGCCCAAUGCCGAAGAUGUACAACAGGAGAAGCAACACAACCAGUUGAUUCAGAGUGUCGAAGGUUUCAGUGCCGACGCCCUUCGAAAGACGGAAACGGUAGAAAAAGUCAUCUUACCGAAUGCCGAAGAUGUGCAACAGGAGAAGCAGCACAACCAGUUCAUUCAAAGUGUCGAAGGUUUCAAUACCGAAGCCCUCCGUAAAACGGAAACAGUAGAGAAACUCGUCCUGCCCAAUGCCGAAGAAAUGGCCACGGAGAAAGCUGUGGAGACGGUUUUGAAGGGAAUCGAAGGGUUCGACCCCUCUCAACUUAAGCACACCGAGACCCAAGAGAAAGUCGUCCUUCCGGAUGCUGAAGCUGUCCAACAAGAAAAGACGCAGCAGAAUUUGCUUCAUGGUGUUGAGUCAUUCGACAAAUCUGCAUUGAAACCCACUGAUACCGUGGAGAAGAUUAUCCUUCCUGCUACGGAAGAUAUUGCUCAGGAGAAAGGUCAACAGCAAUUGCGCGAAGGUAUUGAGACCUUUGAUCCCGCCAAUCUGAAGCACGCCGAAACCCAGGAGAAAAAUCCACUGCCAACUAAGGAAGCAAUCGAGCAAGAAAAGCAGAACUAGAACUAGUUCACUCGCAUUCUCUUCAAGUAUAAUAUGGUCGGUGGCGAGGGUUGGAAGACAUGUAUUUCAACUAUUUUGCAUUGCCAUACAUGGUUUCGAGUCCAGCCAUUGGUUGCUCAGGUUGGACUCCUUCCCUUGAAAACGAUUGUUUUUUUCUUGUUUUUUUAUAAUGGGAAUAUCAUUAUUUGCGUGGGAGAAUGAAAUAAUUCAUGAGCACUUGCUGAACUUCCGAUAUUAACUUCUCGCCAUCUUAUUUUUCUGCAUUGCCAAUUGCCGAGUAGGACAGCAAUGAUCGCCUCGGAAGUAUUUGGUGUUUUCACCCUAUUUUCCAACUUAUCCCAUAUCGGUGCUUGAUUAUCCCAAUCCCCCAAAUUCAAUGCUUCUGUUCUUUGCUAAAUUUCUCGCGGUUGCCUUUAUAUCUUUCUCUAGUUCAUUACCAGAAAAAAAAAAUGCAAAUAUCUUCUAUAGAGCUUCGUUUUCCUCAUUCCACACAGAUUCGAUUCAUCAUACCUUAUCUGUUAUCUGCCAGUGCUGUCUCAAUCAUUUAUGAAAAAUGGAAAAAGUCGAAGCCUCGAUUAGUUCGAACUAUCAAACCCCUGCAAUUUUAUUUUAUCAUUAUUUAAUCAUAUAGUUUCUUUUCAAAAUCAUCGGGAGUCAACUGGAGCUUGUUUAAUAAACACCAUACUUGGAAGAAGA